Molecule: messenger RNA, 2061 nt
Organism: Ramularia collo-cygni
Lineage: Eukaryota; Fungi; Ascomycota; Dothideomycetes; Mycosphaerellales; Mycosphaerellaceae
Product: related to acyl-CoA oxidase
Exons: 5
Coding region: 1-2061 (686 amino acids)
Biological process (GO): fatty acid beta-oxidation using acyl-CoA oxidase; lipid homeostasis
Cellular component (GO): peroxisome
Molecular function (GO): acyl-CoA oxidase activity; fatty acid binding; FAD binding
Source: RefSeq, a predicted model, not a curated record
AUGAAGGACUUCUCCGACAAGCUCACGCCUGCUUCUCCUACCGGCCCAGAGAUUCUUCGAAAGGAGCGUGGCCAAUCUAAUGUUCCUAUCGAAGAGCUGGCCAACCACUUACUCUCCCGAAAUGAUUUUUUGAAGAAGCAGGUUGCCGUCCUUCCAGUUCUGGAAAAGGAUCCACUGUUUUCCAAAGCUCGGCAACAGAAUCUUUCGCGACCAGAGCGUUACCAUCUGGGUCUCGCUCGAGCAAAGAAGCUGCGUCGUCUUGCCGAGCAGCACAAUUGGGAUGAAGAAGAUGUCGUUAUGAGCAAGUACCUCUGCGAUGAUGUGUCUCCGUACAUGGUCCACGAUACGAUGUUCCCCACCACUGUUCGUGAGCAGGGAAGCGAGGAGCAGAAGAAGUACUGGAUGCCAAAGAUCGACAAUUGGGAGGCCAUUGGAUGUUACGCACAAACCGAACUAGGCCACGGUAGCAACGUGCGUGGCCUUGAGUGCAAAGCUACAUGGAAUCCCAAAGAAAAGAACUUCACCAUUCACAGUCCAACUUUGACCGCGUCGAAGUGGUGGAAUGGAAGUAUGGGACGCACUGCCAACACUGCCAUCGUAGUAGCCCAGCUCUACGUUCCCAAGUCUUCGAAUCCUUCAGAGCUGGUGAAUCAUGGACCCCAUUCGUUCAUCGUCCAGAUUAGAGAUCUGAAGACGCACAAGCCGCUGGACGGCAUAAUCGUUGGUGACAUCGGUCCAAAAUAUGGUUAUGCGCCAAUGGACAACGGCUAUCUGCUGUUCGACAAUUUCAAGGUCCCACACUCCGCCAUGCUGAGCAGAUACUCGCGCGUAGAUCCGAACACAAGCGAGUACACGAAGCCAGCCAAUCCCGCUGUGGUAUACGGUUCCAUGACGGCCGUUCGGGCAGCCAUCAUCAUGCACGCCCGUCUGAUCAUAGCGAGAGCUGUGACGAUUGCAGUCCGAUAUGGAACUAUUCGCAAGCAGUUUCAGGAUCGUGACAGCACMGACAAGUCCGCGCCAGAACUCUCUGUCCUGGACUAUCCCACGGUGCAGAUACGGAUCCUUCCAUUACUGGCUACUGCGUUUGCUUUCCACUAUACCGGUGAAGCGAUGCACAACCUCUAUUCAAACACCAGGGCCCAAAUUGACAAGGGCGACUUCUCUAACUUGGCAGUCCUGCACGCCCAAUCUUCUGGGCUGAAAAGUCUCUGUACUGAGCUCGCAGCAAACAGUAUCGAGACAUGCAGAAGGGCUAUGGGAGGCCAUGGAUUUGGUGGAGGCAGUGGCUACAUCCAGCUCAACUCCGACUAUCUCUCCAAGCCAACAGUGGAAGGCGACAACUGGAUGAUUACCCAACAGACCGCUAGCUUCCUGAUCAAACGCAUGCAAGCUGCUGCGGCUGAUAAGGGCAAAGCACAGGACGCAAUGGAGCAGUCUUGCCGAGACUGGCUGGUCGAGAAGGACAGGAAGAUGUUAACUUUCCGGAUAUUCGACAGCGAUGAAGACCUGGUGAAGGCCUUCCACAGGAGGUCUAGAGAUAUGACUUAUCGGGCGUAUGUGGAUCGCUUCGUCAACAAGCGUGAUUGGAACUCGAUGCUCCUGCAGCUGCGCAAGGUCRGCCACGCAGAAUCGCAGUCUAUCCUCGUGACGAACUUUUACGAGGCGAUGUCGGAAGCCAAGCUAUCGCCCAUGCUGAGGGGACAUCUACAACUGCAGUUCAGACUCUUUGCUUUCUUCACCAUGGAAGCCGAGGCCCGAGACUUCGUUAAAGCGAAUGCUGUGUCCGACGACGACCUGGAUGCUCUGCCAGCCAAGAUUCAGUCACUCAUGGCUGAAAUAAGGCCUCAUGCAGUUCGAUUGGUGGAUUCUUGGAAGAUUCCAGACUACCUGCUUGACUCCGCUCUAGGCAUGUCAGAUGGCUCUGUCUACGAGAAUCUGUGGAACCGAGCACAUCGUCUCAAUCCGUUGAACGAGACUACGUUCAACCCAUAUUACCAGAACGAGGAGAUCGUAAUGGGCGGUGGGUCCGGCAGCUUGAAGGACAUCAUGUCAAAGCUCUAG